This is a messenger RNA of Cynoglossus semilaevis (tongue sole), 1858 nucleotides long. Its product is annotated as elongation of very long chain fatty acids protein 6. Bases 58 to 888 code for a protein of 276 amino acids. The transcript has 4 exons. NCBI's taxonomy places the organism in Eukaryota, Metazoa, Chordata, Actinopteri, Pleuronectiformes, Cynoglossidae. Gene Ontology annotation, molecular function: fatty acid elongase activity. Gene Ontology annotation, cellular component: endoplasmic reticulum membrane. The record is from RefSeq and is a predicted model, not a curated record. Gene Ontology annotation, biological process: fatty acid elongation, saturated fatty acid; sphingolipid biosynthetic process; fatty acid elongation, polyunsaturated fatty acid.
AAUAUGGCCGCCCAGGUGAGUUAGCAGCAACUCAGAUUUAGCAGGUCACUCAGAGAGAUGCAGUACGACAACGAGACAGAGCUGCCGCUGACAGAAUUCAGCUUUGAGCAACGAUUCAAUGACAUGGAUGCGGUUCAGUGGAUGCAGCAAAACUGGAGUUUCUCAUUCCUCUUCAGUGCCCUGUACGCCACCCUGGUGUUCACUGGGCAGCACUACAUGAGGCAGAGGCCCAAACUGAACCUGCGGCGACCGUUGGUGCUCUGGUCCCUGACGCUGGCCGUGUUCAGCAUUGUGGGAGCGGUUCGUACCGGUUCAUACAUGUUCCACAUCCUCAGCAGUACUGGUUUCAGAAAUUCUGUAUGUAACCAGAGGUUCUACAAAGACCCUGUCAGCAGGUUCUGGGCCUACGCCUUUGUCCUCAGCAAAGCUCCAGAACUAGGUGACACUGCUUUUAUUGUGCUGAGGAAGCAGAAACUCCUGUUCCUGCACUGGUUCCACCACAUCACUGUGCUCCUCUAUUCCUGGUACUCGUAUAAGGACAUGGUGGCCGGAGGCGGUUGGUUCAUGACCAUGAACUUUGCAGUGCACGCGCUCAUGUACAGCUACUACACUGCACGUGCUGCUGGUGUGCACGUGCCUCAUGUGCUGGCUGUGCUCAUCACCAGCACUCAGAUCGCUCAGAUGGCCAUGGGCCUGACGGUGUGCUUGCUCGUCCACAACUGGAUGCCACAGGGUGACUGCCCCUCCAAUGUGGACAAUAUCAGGUGGGCGGGGCUUAUGUACCUCAGCUACCUGCUGCUCUUUGCAAAUUUCUUCUACCAAACCUACCUACGGCCACGAAACCACUGUGACUCGGGCAAAGAGGCCAAGCCCAGGAAAAUGGAAUAGGAUGCAACAAGUGGAGAAGGAAAUAGUCUUAAAGCUUUGGAAAAAGUUUUAUAUUCUGACAGAGUACAUGUUCUUCGUGUUACUUUAUUUACUUAUCUUCCCUGGAACUGUUCUUGGGUCAGUUUGGGGGGUAACAAACUAUCCAACCAUCCGUUUUACAGUUUACAGAAACUCCAGCAGAGGGUGCUAUAAUUUCUCUGAAUUAAUCGAGUACACUAGUGCAAAAGAUUUCAUUGUCCGUCUUUAUGUUCAACUUUUUAAUUUUUUUUUUAAAAUUAAACUAUUGCUUGCCGUUAUGAGUAGCAGAUUUACUGAAUAUGACACUAAAAAGGGCUGAGGUGAGGUUAAUUUGUUUAGCUUAUUUGAAGGUCACGUACACACUUAUUCCUUCCUGUAUCACUUCCUGUCUCUGCCCACUGUGGGCCAUCACCCACUUUCACAGUGUUCACUUGGGCUCUGUGCCUCUGGUCUAUGUACCUGAUUAUUCAGGACAUUUGUUUACAAAGACUCUCAUCAAGAAUGUCUGAGAAUCUGUGGCCGAAUGAUUUGAAAAGAUGACGUUUUACUGAACAUGGCAAUUGGUACGGCUAUUUUCUGUGUGGUUCAGAAAAUCCAUUUUAAGAGUGCUCUAACCUGAUGUUCAUCCAAAUCUGUGCCAAUGAUCCUGUUGUGGAUAGGCAAAGUUUUUAUAAAAAUCGAUUUUCAAUUGAAGGCCUUUUUUUUUUUUAAUUUAAGAACACGUUUUAGAUGACAUGAUGGUGGCUUAAAAAAAAACUUUGAUGCUGCUAGAAAUCUGUAAAAUCUGACGUUCUUGUUUCUGUGUAAUUGCUGCUGUUUUUGUGAUGUUUCCUGUCUGACUUUGUGUUUUAUUGAUCAGCGGCAGGGACUUGACUGAAAGGCAGCAAAGGUUUUAACUUAUUUUAUUUGUAAAAACAAAACAAAACAAUAAAGUAAUUAUUAACUAAGUGCA